ACUCAGUCUACGUACUUUGAUUUGUGACGUGUUUUAGUAGUCGGGUUUUCGUGAGAGUUGGCAAAUAUUGAGUCUCAAUAUACCUUGUCUAAAACAAAGCUUUCAUAUUACUUUUAUCUGUUUCGGCUGCUUCACACUGAUUUGAACUAGUAGAAAAUACACAAAGGCACUAGUGCCUUUUUUAUGAUUCAAUAUUUUUAAUUCCGAGAUACUUAGUCGAACUGUUUCUCCCACAUCUCAACAGUAUUUAUUUUCUGACAAUAUAUUAAUUAUUAUGCUAGUAGUCCAACUAAUUAGUUUACUGGUUGUCUGGAACUCGUCAAAGAAUUCAUGUACAUCUAACAGUAUCAUAUAUUUCCUCCUAUUACUUAUUACUAAGGUGUUUACUUAUUUGGCAGUAUCGGUGCAGUUUGGGGAGGUAUUAUGCAUUACUAUACCUUCUUGACCAACCAUUAUUAAUGACUUUUCAGUGUUUCAGUAAAGCUGUUUCAUUAUUAAUCGAUAUUAGUAAAUGGAUCAUCAUACAUUGUUGCGUUGUACAAUACAGUACCGUUGCGUCAUCUUGAUGAGAGGAAUAAGAAUUUGCAAAAUUAUCACCAAGGCAAGUUAAGUUGCCCAAAGUGCAUUCAGACAGACGUCUGCGUUUUGUUAAUUUUAUCAGCUAAUUUGGUUUUGAAAGUAUAAGAUAUGCAAGUUAGUUUGGAAUUAUCUCGAAUGUAAGUAAGAACUUGAUGUCGAAAAUGAAAUAGAAUGAAACUGGUAUGUCUGAGUUCGACUAAGUCUUCCAGUGUACAACAGAAGUCCAUGUAGGUUACUGCAUAGCUACUGUUAGUUUAAAUAUGUUCGGUCAUGCGCUAUAACCAUGGUAUGUAAAAGCUUGUUGGGUCUGUAGAUUAGCUACUGAGUAUUGAAAAUACACAGGUUUUAUUAUGAACAGUCUGUGCAAUGUUUGACUUCCUUGAAACGGAUCGUAUCUCGACAUAGACAUCUACAAAUUACUGUUUAAGAUGUCUUGUGUGCUAUGAUUUUUACUUUAGUGGUUGAAGGAUAAUCAUUCAUAUUCACUACGUUCCUUCAUCACUUGUUAUCCACUACGAUGUGUAAUGAUUGUUUCUUAUGCGAAGUACCAAACUUUUAGGCGUGAAUCAAUUGAAUCAAAGUGGUUUGCCACUCUACUACACUUUGCAUUGGUUCAAUUUUUAGAGCACCUCAGUCUACAGUGGAUGUAUAUGUCCACCUAUUUACCUUAAUGUAAUUUUGUUUAUUCAUUUGUCUUGUUUUUUAGUUGUUCGGAUUGGUUCACCUUGUUACCUACCCCAUAUUUGUAUAUAUAUUGUGCAAUUUGUUACUCAAAUUGAAUGUCGAUCAUGGAUUGUAUGAAUUCGGUAGAUUCUUCACCUCCAGUAGUGCAAAAGUCUGCAAAUGACUUGAGAGAAUAUAAAGUGAUGCGUUUAUGCAAUAGGAUGAAAGUGCUUCUUAUAAGUGAUCCGGAAACAGAUAAAUCUGCAGUGUGUUUGUCUGUGAACAUUGGUUCACUGUCGGAUCCGAAAGAACUGCCUGGUCUCGCACACUUUUGUGAGCAUAUGUUGUUUCUUGGUACGAAAUCAUUUCCAACUGAAAAUACCUAUUUGAAGUACAUAACCGAUCAUGGUGGUCACUGUAAUGCUUUUACGAGUCCAGAUAGAACUUCUUAUGUGUUUGAUGUUGCACCUGAAAGUUUGAAAGGUGCAUUGGAUAUUUUCUCACAGUUUUUCAUCUGCCCUCUUUUCACCGAUUCUGCAACAGAACGUGAGGUGAGUGCUGUACAGUCGGAACAUGAGAAGGACAUUAGUAAUGAUACUAGACGUCUUUUUCAGCUAGAGCGAAGCUUGUCAAAAAGUGGUCAUGAUUAUACGAAAUUCCUCUCUGGUAAUCGAUACUCUUUAUUUGAGUCGAGUUGUGCACAAUCGGUGAAUACACGCGAAAAGUUGUUGCAAUUCUAUUCAACAUGGUAUUCGUCAAAUGUGAUGGGACUAGUUAUUCUUGGAAGAGAAUCCAUAAAUGACCUAGAGAAACUUGCAGAAGAUAAGUUUUCGGAAGUUAUUGAUCGUAAUGUUGUGCAACCAUCAUGGAACGAUACUCCAUGGCCUGAUAUAUGUCUCAAGAAAAUGGUAUAUGUCGUCCCACUGAAUGACGUCCAUCAAAUGAAUAUAAUGUGGCCUAUUCCUGACUAUAUUCCAGACUAUACAGCUCAAGCACCUAGUUAUGUGACUCAUUUACUUGGUCAUGAAAGCCGCGGAAGUUUACUGAGUUUAUUCAAAAAUGCAGGCUGGGCUAAUCGAUUAGCAUGCGGAGUUAGUAGGCCAGCAGCUGGGAUCUGUUCUCUGAUUUUGUCUAUUGAUUUAACUUUAAAAGGACUUGAUAAAACUGAUGAAAUUAUGACAAAUGUAUAUCAAUACAUUAACAUGCUUCGCUCUGAUGAACCACAAAAGUGGAUAUUUGAUGAAGAACAGGCUUUAUGUCAAUUAAACUUUCGAUUUAAAGACAAAGAACCACCUUAUGAAUAUGUGACUGGAUUAGCCGGUAAUCUAUUGCUUUAUGACAUGCAAGAUGUUCUAACCGGUUCUUUCUUGGCAACUGUUUAUAAUCCAGAUUUGAUUAAAAAAAUCUUAAGUUGUUUAACGCCUGAUAAUAGCCGCAUCUUUCUAGUCAGUCAGAAGUUUACAGAUAAAUGUGUGGAGGAAGAACCCUGGUAUCAUACUAAAUACCUUGCUGUUAAUAUUCCUGAAAAUACCUUGUCAGCAUGGCGAAAUAGUCCUUCUAAUCCAGAAUUGAGAUUCCCCGAGCCAAAUUCAUUCAUUGCUACUGAAUUCGAUCUGGUGCAAAACAAAUGCCCUACGAAUGUUGAAAUGCCAGAAUUAUUAAUCGAAACAGAGAUGUCUCGUAUUUGGUACUUUCAAGAUACAGAAUUCAAUCUUCCCAAAGGUUUUAUCACAUUUCAUAUUGUCAGUCCAUUUGCAUUUUUCGAUCCUUUUCAUACAUCACUUUGUUUAAUUUACGCAAACUUAUUUGAAGAUCAUAUUAACGAACUAACAUAUUCCUCUAUGCUUGCUGGAAUGACUGUUUAUGUGAAGCACACUGUUGAAGGUAUCAAGCUAUCAUUUUUAGGAUAUUCGCAUAAAUUGAAAAGUUUUGUCAAAGAAAUCGUAACAAAAUUUGUGAAUUAUUAUCAACCAGUUACUGACCGUUUCGAAUGUAUUCGUGAGAAUAUGUCUCGAGAGUUUUCCAAUUUCUCAAUGAAACCAGCUUAUCAACAGUCCGGUGCAUAUUUAACAAGUCUUAUUUCAGAUCAUUCUUGGAUCAGUGAUGAUUUUGUGCGCGCUUUUAAAGAGGUUACGUACGAAAGGUUAAUUAAUUUCAUCAUGGAAUUUCAUGAACGCAUUUUUAUUGAAGGCCUUAUCUAUGGAAAUAUCACUGAAGAGGAUGCAAUAAGUUAUCACGAAAUGGUUCGAAACUUGUUGGUACAAAAGAUGAAUUCUAAACCACUUUUACUGUCUCACAUCUUAACCUCUCGAGAAGUAAUAAUUCCUGAAGAUUCCAGUUUUCUUUAUCAACGAUAUAUUUCUGGUCAACCGGCUUCUGCGAUUUACUAUUAUCUUCAAUGUGGUGAACAAUCUACGUUUAAUGAUACAUUGCUUAAUUUGUUUUGUCAGAUUGUCAGCGAGCCUGUUUUCAAUAAAUUACGUACCGAACAACAAUUGGGUUAUGUUGUACAGGCUGGACUUCGACGAUCAAACAAACUACAAGGUUUUCGUAUUUUAGUGCAAUCAUCUUAUCAUCCUAAUAAAAUUGAUAAAUGUAUCGAAGAAUUUCUACUUACUGUAAAUAAAAUGCUAGAAGACAUGUCUGACGAAGAAUUUAAUGUUCAUGUGCAAUCCCUCAUGACACAUUUACUGGAAAAACCGAAAGGUAUGCAAGAUCGAUUUGGGCGUUUAUGGUCUGAAAUUGCUUGUCGACAUUAUAAUUUCAAACGACAUUUACAUGAAGCCGAUGUCCUGAAAUCGCUGAAAAAGAAUGAUGUUAUCGAUUUCUUUAGAAGGUAUAUGGAUCCAUCAUCAUGUAGAAGGAGAAAAUUAACAGUUCAUGUAUUAUCAAACGAAGAGCAUUCCUAUGAUUCGGAAUACAAUAAUCAUGAUGAGAAGGUAAUUGUUUUAAAGGAUUACACCGAAUUGAAACGUUGUUGUCCUUUGAGCGCUUUAGCGAGACCAUUCAUGGUGUUCACAUCCAAAUAUGAAGGGAACGUACUGCGAUUUUAAUUCGGUUUUCUGCAUUACAUAUUUAGAGAUAUUUAAUAUAUGGGUCGUUCGGUGAUCGUCAAAAUGUGCCAUUUUCAAGGUUUCAUAUUUUCUACAUUAUCUUUACUUUUCCCUUGGAGAAAUCGUGGAUUUAAAUCAACUUUAGACAGAUUUCAAUUAUAAAAUCCCCGGACGAAAAUUAAUAAAAUGUAAUCGUCCCAUUACUUAUGUGCCCAGUUAUUUGUUAAAACAUUAGUUCUUAACUUUUCUUAGUGUCUUGAUCAAUCAAGAUCUCUUCAUGUUUUCGCUUGCUGUACAAAUUUCAAAAAUUUCCUACGGUUGUUUUCAGGCUUUUAUAUUUCUCCUUGAUUUUACGGUCUUUUCGUCUACGUAUUCUUUUAAUACACAUCUAAACUGA
Molecule: messenger RNA, 4692 nt
Organism: Schistosoma bovis
Lineage: Eukaryota; Metazoa; Platyhelminthes; Trematoda; Strigeidida; Schistosomatidae
Source: the annotation of a GenBank genome assembly